AUGUACUGUGACGUUAAUAACCAGCUAUAUUUUAUUUUUUUAAAACCAAUUUUAUCAGAAGCUCAACACAUCAACAAACUAUUUCAAUCAAAUACUGCAGAUCGCACCAAGCUCCUAGAUGAUCUAGUUUUAUGUAUUGGAGGGUUAGCCCGUAAAGUGGUUACACCCGAUUGUAGGGCAAACCUUUUAGAAGUAAUUAUUAAAGAUUAUUUACAUCCACGCCCAUAUCUUGGAUCUGAAUUUGAAGAGAAAUGCAGAUCAUUAAAAAUUAGGCCAGAAGCAGAAAAUAUACUCCGUGGUACAAUGAUAAAUUUUAUUAUUAACUUGGUAACUGAACUUCAAAAAGGCUUCCAGAUAAUAUAA
Macrosiphum euphorbiae (potato aphid) is the source of this 363-nucleotide messenger RNA. The record is from the annotation of a GenBank genome assembly. NCBI's taxonomy places the organism in Eukaryota, Metazoa, Arthropoda, Insecta, Hemiptera, Aphididae.